Messenger RNA from Elephantulus edwardii (Cape elephant shrew), 2688 nucleotides. RefSeq names its product cullin 4B (gene CUL4B). Lineage: Eukaryota; Metazoa; Chordata; Mammalia; Macroscelidea; Macroscelididae. Gene Ontology annotation, molecular function: ubiquitin protein ligase binding. The transcript is spliced from 20 exons. The record is from RefSeq and is a predicted model, not a curated record. Bases 1 to 2688 code for a protein of 895 amino acids. Gene Ontology annotation, biological process: protein ubiquitination; DNA damage response; ubiquitin-dependent protein catabolic process. Gene Ontology annotation, cellular component: Cul4B-RING E3 ubiquitin ligase complex.
AUGUUUCCAACAGGUUUUUCUUCCCCCAAUCCCUCAGCUGCUGCUGCUGCUCAGGAGGUCAGAUCUGCUACUGAUGGUAAUACCAGCACCACUCCGCCCACCUCUGCCAAGAAGAGAAAGUUAAACAGCAGUAGCAGCAGCAGCAGCAGUAACAGUAGUAACGAGAGAGAAGACUUUGAUUCCACCUCUUCCUCCUCUUCCACUCCUCCUUUACAACCAAGGGAUUCAGCAUCCCCUUCAACCUCGGCCUUCUGCCUAGGGGGUUCAGGGGCUACUUCGAGCCACCCAAUACAGAAGAAGCUGCGUUUUGAAGACAACCUGGAGUUUGUAGGGUUUGAUGCGAAGAUGGCUGAGGAAUCCUCCUCCUCCUCCUCCUCAUCUUCACCAACUGCUGCACCAUCUCAGCAGCAACAACUUAAACAUAAGAGUAUAUUAAUCUCUUCUGUGGCUUCGGUGCACCAUGCAAACGGCCUGGCCAAAUCUUCUACCACCGUCUCUAGCUUUGCUAACAGCAAACCUGGCUCUGCUAAGAAGUUAGUGAUCAAGAACUUUAAAGAUAAACCUAAAUUACCAGAAAACUAUACCGAUGAAACAUGGCAGAAGUUAAAGGAAGCAGUGGAAGCUAUCCAGAAUAGUACUUCAAUUAAGUAUAAUUUAGAAGAACUCUACCAGGCUGUAGAAAAUCUUUGUUCUUACAAGAUUUCUGCAAAUUUGUACAAGCAGCUGAGACAGAUUUGUGAAGAGCACAUCAAGUCACAGAUUCAUCAGUUCAGAGAGGAUUCAUUGGAUAGUGUUCUUUUUCUAAAGAAGAUCGAUAAAUGCUGGCAAAAUCAUUGCAGACAAAUGAUCAUGAUUAGGAGCAUUUUUUUGUUCCUGGAUAGAACUUACGUUCUUCAGAAUUCCAUGCUACCUUCCAUUUGGGACAUGGGACUGGAGUUAUUUAGAGCUCACAUUAUAAGUGAUCAGAAAGUCCAGAAUAAGACAAUUGAUGGCAUUCUUCUCUUGAUUGAGAGAGAACGGAAUGGUGAAGCAAUUGAUAGAAGUUUACUCCGAAGUCUUUUAAGCAUGCUCUCUGAUUUGCAAAUUUAUCAAGAUUCUUUUGAACAACGUUUUCUGGAGGAAACUAACCGACUUUAUGCAGCUGAAGGCCAAAAAUUAAUGCAAGAGAGAGAGGUUCCGGAGUAUCUUCACCAUGUUAACAAGCGUCUAGAAGAAGAGGCUGACAGACUUAUUACUUACUUAGAUCAGACCACUCAGAAGUCAUUAAUUGCAACAGUAGAGAAACAACUUCUAGGUGAACACUUAACAGCAAUUCUUCAGAAAGGUUUGAAUAACCUUCUUGAUGAAAACCGAAUUCAAGAUUUAUCUCUCCUGUAUCAGCUCUUCAGUAGAGUUAGAGGUGGAGUUCAGGUACUUUUGCAGCAGUGGAUUGAAUAUAUCAAGGCAUUUGGCAGCACGAUUGUAAUCAAUCCUGAAAAAGAUAAAACCAUGGUUCAAGAAUUGCUGGAUUUUAAAGAUAAAGUUGAUCAUAUAAUUGAUAUCUGCUUUCUGAAGAAUGAAAAAUUUAUCAAUGCCAUGAAAGAAGCAUUUGAAACAUUCAUUAACAAAAGACCAAACAAACCUGCUGAACUUAUAGCUAAGUAUGUAGAUUCAAAGCUUCGUGCAGGCAACAAAGAAGCUACAGAUGAAGAACUUGAAAAAAUGUUGGAUAAAAUUAUGAUUAUAUUUAGAUUUAUCUAUGGCAAGGAUGUGUUUGAAGCCUUUUAUAAGAAAGAUUUAGCCAAACGCCUGCUAGUUGGAAAAAGUGCAUCUGUAGAUGCUGAAAAAUCGAUGCUGUCCAAACUUAAACAUGAAUGUGGAGCUGCUUUCACCAGCAAACUUGAAGGAAUGUUUAAAGACAUGGAGCUUUCUAAAGACAUCAUGAUUCAGUUCAAACAGUAUAUGCAGAAUCAGAAUGUACCUGGAAAUAUUGAGUUAACUGUGAAUAUCCUGACAAUGGGUUAUUGGCCAACAUAUGUGCCUAUGGAAGUCCAUUUGCCACCAGAGAUGGUAAAACUUCAAGAGAUUUUCAAGACAUUUUACCUAGGCAAACACAGUGGCCGGAAACUUCAGUGGCAGUCCACUCUUGGACACUGUGUGCUAAAAGCAGAAUUUAAAGAGGGUAAAAAGGAACUCCAGGUCUCUCUUUUUCAAACACUGGUGCUGCUAAUGUUUAAUGAGGGAGAGGAGUUCAGUUUAGAAGAGAUCAAGCAAGCUACCGGAAUAGAGGAUGGAGAGUUAAGGAGAACGCUGCAGUCACUGGCUUGUGGCAAAGCGAGAGUUCUGGCAAAAAAUCCAAAGGGCAAAGAUAUCGAAGAUGGUGACAAGUUCAUUUGUAAUGAUGAUUUCAAACACAAACUUUUCAGGAUAAAGAUCAAUCAAAUCCAAAUGAAAGAAACGGUUGAAGAGCAAGCAAGCACUACAGAAAGAGUGUUCCAGGACAGACAGUAUCAAAUUGAUGCGGCGAUCGUGCGAAUUAUGAAAAUGAGAAAGACACUGAGUCACAAUCUUCUUGUUUCUGAAGUGUAUAACCAGUUGAAAUUUCCUGUAAAGCCUGCUGAUCUUAAGAAGAGAAUAGAGUCAUUAAUUGACAGAGACUACAUGGAAAGAGAUAAAGAAAAUCCAAAUCAGUACAACUACAUUGCGUAA